This is a messenger RNA of Xyrauchen texanus (razorback sucker), 3025 nucleotides long. RefSeq names its product taspase, threonine aspartase, 1 (gene tasp1). Bases 231 to 1514 code for a protein of 427 amino acids. The record is from RefSeq and is a predicted model, not a curated record. Gene Ontology annotation, molecular function: threonine-type endopeptidase activity. NCBI's taxonomy places the organism in Eukaryota, Metazoa, Chordata, Actinopteri, Cypriniformes, Catostomidae. Gene Ontology annotation, biological process: protein maturation. The transcript has 14 exons.
CACAUGCGCCGCUCAUCAUCAUCGCAUCACAAUCAUGCAGCAGUCACACAUCUACAUUCAUAUUUUAGGGCAAUAUGUGUGCUUUUGUUAUGAGUAAAAAUGCUGUGCCAUGUAUAUGACCGUGGAGAUGUGCGAUCCUUUGCCGUCAAGCACCUAAAAUGACUUGGAGAAGUAUGUUGGAGUUAUGAGUGAAUGAUGGAUAAAAAUGCAAGCUACACUGAAUACGGGUCAUGGAAAAUCUUGAAAACUCGACAGAUUGCAAGGAGACUGUGUCUCCACUAAACAAUUCAGGGUCUAUACUGAACAGCACUGACUCACGUCGUGAUGGCAAAGCCAUGGGGUUUGUGCUGGUGCAUGCAGGGGCAGGGUAUCAUUCAGAAUCCAAAGCCAAGGAAUACAAACAUGUGUGCAAGAGAGCUUGCCAGAGAGCUGUGGACAGGCUCAGAGCUGGAGGAAUGGCACUGGAGGCAGUGACAGCAGCUCUUAUAGAGUUAGAGGACUCCCCGUUCACCAAUGCGGGUACUGGAUCCAACCUGAACCUCUCAGGUGAGAUCGAGUGUGAUGCCAGCAUCAUGGAUGGGAAGUCCUUAAACUAUGGAGCCGUUGGAGCCUUGAGUGGAAUCAAGAACCCAGUGCUGGUAGCCAGACGACUAUUAAGUGAAACUCAGAAAGGGAAACUGUCAGCUGGCCGGAUUCCUCCCUGUUUCUUAGUGGGCAGAGGGGCAGAACAGUGGGCCAUCAGCCAUGGUAUCCCAGCAUGCACUACAGAGAAGAUGACAACCAAGUUCAGUUUGUCAGCCUACAAGAGAAACAAGAGGAAGAUGGAGCUGGCAGAGCUGGUUGAAACGAAGAGGAGACGACAAUCAAGUGGACACGAGAACGAUUUUGGCUGUUUGGAGCCAGUAGGAGACAUUAUGGUGGAAGGUGAGGUGAAUAACUCAGCCUGUCUGGACACGGUAGGCGCGGUCGUGGUGGAUGGAGAAGGAAAUGUGGCGGCUGCGGUUUCCAGCGGAGGUCUGGCCAUGAAGCACCCAGGCCGAGUGGGACAGGCUGCUCACUUCGGAUGUGGCUGCUGGGCGGAAAACGCCCGUGACGUCAGCCUUUACUCUACAGCUGUGAGUACCUCAGGCUCUGGGGAGCACCUGAUUCGCACCAUGUUGGCCAGAGAGUGCUCUACUGCCAUGCAGGCUGAAACUGCACACCAGGCCCUACUGGAGGCUAUGCAAAACAAGUUCAUCAGCUCGCCUUUCCUGGCUGGCGAGGACUGUGUUCUGGGUGGGGUGAUUGUUCUGAGGUGCUGCACAUGUGAAGAAGACCAGAGGUCUGAAGACAUGCAGGCUCUGCUGGUGGAGUUUCUGUGGAGCCAUACUACAGAGAGCAUGUGUGUGGGAUACAUGUCUGCCCAGGAUAGUAAAGCCAGGACUCACAUAUCCAGACUUCCUCCAGGGGCGGUUGCGGGACAGUCACUGGCAAUUGAAGGUGGAGUUUGUCGCCUGGGGGCUGCAAGUGAUUGAACUGGUGUGAAAUCAUCCUCUAUUUCUGCAGCAAUAUGUCACCACUGGGAUCUUCAUAGCAAGUGCUUGACAUUGUCAUCAUUAAAUAGCACAGUUAUAAAGGGGAAAAUGGUUGCAAUAUGUAUUUUCUUCCAUCUCUAUCUUACUUUGUCUCUCUUUCUCGUGCACAUGUACUCAUAUUAAUUAUUUUCAUAGUGAUUUCAAAUGUAAUUAUUUAUUCAGUCCUUAUAUAAAAUCAAACCUUUCUACCCCUUUCAAGCUGCAUAUAUGGGUUUACUCUCAAUUGAGAUGGGGAUGGAGUUGGCAUGGUAUUUUGCCUAAGGCCUCAUCUAAGGAAAGGACAUGCCAAGUGCACUUCAGGACUAGUGCACCGCUCUGGUUUUCGUGGGCUUCCAACAAACUUCUCAGCUUCUAGUACACGCUGGACAAGACUUGAUGCUCCAUCAUCCUUUUUGUUUUCUUAAUACUUGAUGUUUAAUAUUACUUUACAAUUUAGUUUUUAUAUAUAGCUUAAUGCUUGAUUUGUGCAAAAGGUCAGUUUAGUAGCUCAAAAUAAAGGUGUGCUGUUUCAAGAUAUUUGAUAUUGUGUGCUUGAAGUGAGUCUGGUUAUGUCGCAAUUAUACACGUAGCAUAUCAUUUAAAUGCUUUUUGAAAUUACAGGAAUCGCUCUUUCAUUUGACUUCUAUUAAGCUGUGUUUAGCAGUUCAGUGAAAGAGUUGGACUAAUAUCAAAUCUAUUUACUGUUAAAUGCACUAAAUUGAUAAUGAAUGAAUUCAUGGUUGUUACGGUUUCACCACAAAUUUGAUGGCAGUUGUAUCUUUGACAAGACUAGAUGCACAUGCACUUUUUCCCAGCGUCUUAACUAAAUAAGUGCACUACUUUGACUAACUUAAAUGCUUAUGAGUGUACCAAGAGAAGUACAAUUACAUGCCCAGUUCCAAUGAAUGGUGCAUGUUGAGCAAUCCACUUGACUUCACUUGACCUUGUUUGAAAGCUGCAUGGUGUACUUGUGUGGUUGAGCUGUAUUAAUAGGUGAACAGCUUUGUGUUUUCUAAUGCCUUGUGUAGUGCUCAGGAGAUAUAAGUAGACCCCAAAAAGCAAGCUAAAUAAGACUGUUAGUCCAUCUUUGAAAAUGCUAAAUAUAUUUGUAACCAGAUAAAAAAGGUCUGUAUUUUAUAACAGCAGAAAAUUGAAAGGAUCUCUAAAAUGUAUUUAUAAAUGAAACUGAAUCAAUUGUGUUGAAGGUUAUUACAAUGAUGAGGGUUUUUUGUUGUUUGUUUGUUUGUUUAUGAAACUGAUGUCUAAGACAGUUCUGCAGUUAGAUCUUUUCUUUAGUUAAACCUCUUGCAAUACUAGAUAAAUGUAAACUUAUUACAUUGACAUACUGUAUAUGCUAUUUAGUUUUACUUGACCCUGCAUUUAUUUAAAAUGUAAACAUCUGUAGACGUUUUCAACAGCAAAUUGUAUUAACCUCUUGCUAUUGUAAUGCUCAAUAAAACUGAACUAUGGUC